Anguilla anguilla (European eel) is the source of this 3619-nucleotide messenger RNA. It is a transcript of the gene maz, whose product is annotated as MYC associated zinc finger protein. The transcript is spliced from 7 exons. NCBI's taxonomy places the organism in Eukaryota, Metazoa, Chordata, Actinopteri, Anguilliformes, Anguillidae. Bases 1266 to 2669 code for a protein of 467 amino acids. Gene Ontology annotation, cellular component: nucleus. The record is from RefSeq and is a predicted model, not a curated record.
GCGCCUGUGCGUUUCUUUUCCUUUAAGAUGCGUACAUUGUGGCGGUAAAUGUGGUUCUAUAACCCGUCUGCAUAUAUGCAUUAUCCGUUUAUAAUACCUGCAAAAUAAUUUUUAACAGUUCGUGGUUAUUUGGAGCGACUGCACGAAACGUUUUUUUUGUUCAGUUUAUCGCGGCUUAAGCACCGUUUUAUUUACAAAAUUUAAGUCGGCCGAAACUGUAGUGGGCGGGGGGCAAAGAGAACGGCCUAGAAGUAGUAUACGGUGGAGAAAGAAAGGGGAGGGGGUGUUCAACGAAAAUACUUUCCCUUUAAAAACGAGUGGGACAUAACGGUGAGGAGAAAUAGAGGAGGGGGGAGAAAAACAAGAAAUUAAAAAAAGAAAAGGAAGAAAGAGAAAGGGAGGGAGAGAGAGAUAGAAAAAAAAAGAAAGAUGUCAUCUUCUCAAUUUAACACCCGGUGUGGAACGACGAACUGCGGCCGGGCGGGAGCGCUCUAGCUGAGGCCAGGACUGAACGCAAUACCGAGGCUUCGACCCGCCUUGGCCUAUUAAGGAAAACAAAAUAAAAACAAUAUUAACUAUUGUUCUGUGAUACGCUUUAGAACCAGUACUUACCAUAGCGUUGAAAUAAUGUCUUCAAAUAUAUUUUGCUAGCAUUUCAUUAUUAAUAGCUAAUCAGAUUUUUCUUUUUUUGCAUGAUUAGCUCGCUAGCUAACAAUUACUGUUAUUUCGAGUGUAUCGAAAUGAGCUUUCAAAGUCUACAAUUACCUAAUAUUACAGUGUUAACGAGGUAGUGUUUACGGGGAUUCUGUGCGUUUCAAUCAGUAAAUAAGCUAGCUAGCCACCUGGCUAAGAGUUCAAACCAAAACGUAGAAGCUAACUAGAUUGUGUCAACAUCUAGCUAGCCAGCUGGUUAGUUAUUGAUAGCUUUCUGUUUAAAAUGAUUGCAUAUGAUUAGCUAGUCAGCGCAAUAGCUAAUACAUGCAAACAAUGAACUAGGUGCAUUUCGAUGAAAGCAGAAUUUAUAACAAAUUGUGUUGCAUGUAAAUUAAGAGUAGCAGCUAUAGAGCUACUGCUAUAAGCUAGCAAGCUAGGUCAUUUUGAACAGGGCGAUUAUCAUCAAUCUCGAUUUCAAUAAGACGUAACCGAUCUGUCAGGUAUAUAGUAUUAGGUAGUUAUAGGAUAAGUAGGUUAUAUCGACUUUGUUGAUAUUGUUCAUUGUAUAAAUACUUCUAUUUGGACGAUUAUUCUCUUCAUCGUGGUUCAAAAUGGAUGCUGCUUGGAGUAAUUUUCUGUUUCAGAAUACACCCACUCAAACCCAAGUGGAAGCAACUCUCCAAUCAGACCUCCUCCCAGUCCUCACAGGCUCUGCCCAGAAUCCACCCACAGAGCACAUAGCUCCACCUCCUUCCACAGUGGACACUGCUGCUCUGAAUGAAGAACCUUUACCUGUAAAACCAGCGUCUCGCCCAGCUAGAGCUGCUCAUAUCUGCCCCCUGUGUAACAAGCAGUUCAAGAACAGCUACAACCUGCGCCGCCACCAGUCAGUCCACACAGGAGUCCGCAUGAAGGACAGAGCUGCCAGAGACAGGGAGGCGGGAAUGAAGGAUGGAGCGGCAGCAGCAGUCGGACGAGUGGAGAGACAGACUGUACCUCUCUCCUUACUCCAUCUCUCUGUCCCCCAACCUCUUCCCCCUCCCGCUAUGUCAGUUCCUCAUGCACCUACUCUCGGAAAUCAAGAAGGCGACGUGGUUGCCAUGUCAGUCACCGCAGCUAGUGUUGCCAUGGCUGGCCCUCCUCCUCCUGCUGUAGUGGUUGCUGGGGCAACAGUACAGCAGCGUGCGGCUAACCCGAGCCCAAACCCAGUGCGCAAGAACCACGCGUGUGAAGCCUGCGGGAAGGCCUUUCGGGACGUUUACCACCUGAACAGACACCGGCUGUCCCACUCAGAUGAGAAGCCUUACUCCUGCCCCAUCUGCCAGCAGCGUUUUAAGCGGAAGGACCGCAUGAGCUACCACGUGCGCUCCCACCAGGGUGGCGUAGAGAAGCCCUACGUCUGUCCCCACUGUGCCAAGGGCUUCUCACGGCCUGAUCAUCUGAACAGUCAUGUAAGACAGGUCCAUUCAAAAGAGAGACCCUUCAAAUGUGAGACAUGCGAAUCUGCCUUUGCUACACGCGACCGGCUCAGAGCUCACAUGAUCCGCCAUGAAGAGAAGGUGCCAUGUCACAUCUGUGGCAAGCUGCUGUCUGCUGCAUACAUCACUGAUCACAUGAGGGUGCACAACCAAUCACAGCACCACGCCUGCCACCUCUGCAACCGCAGCUUCACUACUCUUACGUACCUGCGUGUCCAUGCACAGAAGCACCACGGUCAGGAGUGGAAGGAGAGUGCGGGUCAGAGAGGGGGAUUUGGGGGAACCGGGCCGGGAGGUGUCCUGUUGUGUCAACUCUGUGGGGUGCAUUGCAAGACCCCCACCCAACUGCAAGGCCACAUGGGCACUCACACCAGCCCUCACACCACCCCCAGCCCCAUCGCCACCACCACGGUAUCCAGCAGCUCCAUUUCCCUGGGCAACAUGGUUUCUGGCCCCAGUGUGUUCGUCAGUGGGAACACAGGGGUGGGGCUGCUGGUUUCUGAUUGUUCUGGCAUUGCCCCCCAGUCCCACAGCUAGCAGGAAGGACUAAGGGGAUAGGGAAGAGAGAGCCGGUGGGCGAGAGAGACCAUGGGCCACAGUCAAGGUGAGGGAGGGCAUGUCCUUUCUCUGCUUUUCCAUCUGUUUUAUGUCAGUUUGUGUCUGUAUGAAUUUCUGUCUACCCCCUCUUUUUCUCUCUUCACCCUGUUUAGAGAAACUAUUGUCUACUCAAGUGUGUACGUGCUAUUACCUCUCUCACUCUCUGUCAGUGUUACUGUACUGAUGUGUCCUGCAAGUUUGUGUGAAUCAUACUAACCAGUUCUCUCAUUCUGUCCUCAGUUUGUUGAUGUCCUUCACUUCGAUCACUCAGCCAGCUGUAGAGGGUAGGGUGUUCAGAGGAUCCAACAUGGAAUCCUAUUUGCUGUACCCUACCCCCCUCAGCCAACCUCUUGCAGAAAAAGAAAAGGCAGGAAUUUGAAGACUCAGAAAGUAGAAAAUCAUUUGAACUCAGUCACUGACCAUGAAAUACAGUAGCUAACUUGGUUAUGGAAAUGGAAGAAACAAACAAUAUGCUGUUAUAUGGAAUAAAAUCACACUACUAGAAUGGUGUGUUAGAAAGGGACUUGAUCCUUCUGGAGAGGUACCUGCGUAGUUUUGUUCAACAGCAAAACUACGUAUUGCAAUGCUAUAUACUGUAUGCAGGUAUACCCCGUAUUCCAAUUAGUAUGCAUUCCAGUGGGUAGAACCACUAACCGAAACAGAGCAUAAGGGCAUAAUUUUAACUUUGGUGAUGUGUUCCCUGCAGAAUUGUGGCAUAUCGGUGAACGAUGAAUCAAAAAAAUUUACAAAUCGUCAUAGAAGCGUAUAAAUGCGGGAACACAUUAAAUUAUGUAAACACAGUAAUUAGAAUUCUUUAAAACUUGGGAGUAAAAAAAAAAACAGCCAAUCUAUAUUCAGAAUCUGCAAUAAAGCGUUUAAGUUUUCCAAAA